Microcebus murinus (gray mouse lemur) is the source of this 2966-nucleotide messenger RNA. Lineage: Eukaryota; Metazoa; Chordata; Mammalia; Primates; Cheirogaleidae. The record is from RefSeq and is a predicted model, not a curated record.
GGCAGUGCUCGCGGCGGCGGCGACGGCGGCGGGAGGUUCGGUUGUCGCCCGUUGGCCGCGCGGCGCCGCGUUCGGCGGCCGCCAUUGCAGCUUAUUUUCAGUUGCUUUUUAAAGACAGAAAGCUCAUGGUGCAAAUUGUUAUUUCUAGUGCGGGGGCUGGAGGCCUGGCAGAAUGGGUGCUGAUGGAGCUACAGGGGGAGAUCGAGGCUCGCUACAGCACCGGAUUAGCUGGAAACCUCCUGGGAGACCUACAUUACACCACUGAGGGAAUCCCUGUGCUGAUCGUGGGGCAUCAUAUCCUGUAUGGGAAAAUCAUCCACCUGGAGAAACCUUUUGCAGUUCUUGUCAAACACACUCCUGGGGACCAGGACUGUGAUGAGCUUGGCCGAGAGACUGGCACCCGGUACCUGGUGACAGCACUCAUCAAAAACAAGAUCCUUUUCAAAACCCGCCCCAAGCCCAUUAUCACCAACGUCCCCAAGAAAGUAUGAAAGAACCCCGGAUUUUCCCUAGAGAGCGGCCUACUCCUUGGACUCGUGCUCCACUGCCACCUCGAGGACGGCUCGACGGUUCCCUGGGACCACAGGGGGGUCCUGCUCUGAACACAGGCCACCCACUGGGUGUGAACUCGGAUCCCUUUCUCAUGGCAGCCGGUUCUCUUGGUGGAAAUUUGGCCCCAUUUCCAAGGAACCCAUCUCCUUUUCCAACUUCAUCAGGCUCAUUGGCUUCAAAUCCAGCACCUUUCCCUGCUGGUACUCGUGACCCAGGCAUGGCUUCUUUUCCAAGAGGGAUGAAUCCCACUGGCACAGGUGCAGUUUCUUUCCCAAGGCCAGGUGGCCUUUUGGGCCCAGGCCCAGGCCCAGGCGCGGGCCCAGGUCCAGCUCUAAACCCUAGAACAGGAGCUCUUCCAGGUCAAGGGCCUCUGUCUAACCCCAGGUUAGGAGGUCUCCCAGGCCCAGGUCCUAUGCCCAAUCCAAGGGCAGGUGGUCUCCUGGGAGCAGGUCCUGACCCCAGAAGUGGCGGCCCUAUGGGCCCUGGAUCUGGACCCAACCUGAGAACAGGUGUCCUAUUGACCUCUGGGAAUGGUCCUCCUAAUCCUAGGCCAGUUGGCCUGGGCCCCGGACCAAGUCCCAAUAUGAGAUCAGGCUUUUUAGGUACAAACCCUGCUCCCAGGUCAGGUAUGUUUCCAGGUCCAGGCCUUGGGCCCAACCCAAGAUCAAGUGGCCUAGGUCCAGGUCUUGGGCCCAACCCAAGGGCCGGUGGCCUGGGCCCAGGCCCUAAUCUGGAUGCCAGAGCAAGUGGCCUCUUGGGUACAGGAUCUGGUCUUAAUUUAAGAAUGGCUGGACCUCAAGGCCUAGAUCUUGCCCCCAUUCUAAGAGCAGCAGGUCUUUUAGGAGCAAAUUCAGCUUCUUUUUCACAGGCUUCUGGAAACAUGGGCACAAACCCAUCUUCCAUGGCAAGAGUACCUGGCCCCAUAGGCCCGAACUCGGGUCCAGGCUCUAGGGGAAUGGGCCUUCCGGGGCCAAAUCCCUCUCCCAUGUCAAGGGGCCCUGGCCCUAUAGGCCCUAAUUCAGGUCAUUUCUCAAGGCCAGCUGGCCCCAUGGGAGUAAAUGCCAGUCCCUUUCCUAGGGGGGUAGGUUCUGGGGGACUGAACCCAACUGCCUUCUCUCAGUCUUCUGGCACAUUGGCCUCAAACCCAGCUACCUUCCAAAGGUCUGCUAGCCUCCAGGGCUCAAGUCCAACAGUUUUCCCAAGAGCCUCUGGGCCACUAGGCCCCAACCCAACUAACUUCCCACGGGCCACUGGCCUGCAGGGUCCAAGUCCAGCUACUUUCCCAAGGUCUACUGGCCCAUUAGGCCCUGGUCAAGUUGCUUUCCCUAGGUCAGCUGCUGGGCACCUGGGCUCUUCUCCAGCAGGCCCUGUGGGUAUCAACCCAGCUCCUUUUGCAAGGCCAACUGGGACCCUGGGUCUCAACCCAUCUUCCUUUUCAAGGAUGAAUGGCCCUGCAGGCAAGAGUUUGGUCCCAUUUCCUAGAGUGGGAAGCCUCCCUGGCACAAACCCAGCUGCUUUCCCCAGACCAGGGGGUCCAAUGGCUGCAAUGUACCCAAAUGGAAUGUUACCCCCUUAAACACUGUUUUCCCUCCAGGACCACCUUGGUUUCCAGGCACUGUGGUUCUGGGCAGGGGCUGUCUGUUAGGUAAAAGGGUAGAUUGGAGCUACAGUCUGAACAACAUAGCUGGGGCUCAAGUUCAGAUGAGCCAUCUUUUUCCUCUGCUUUUUUCUUUACUGAAGGUGAAAUGUUAUUUGUGGGAUGUGAACUGCAGCAGGUGGGAAUAAUCCUAGCCUUGAGAGAAAGGAUCUCCAGCCUUCCAGAAGCCUGCUGUGCUUUUGUCCCACAGCUUUCUGCCCCUUGUUUCUUACUAGUUUCUUGAAUUGUUCUUGUGGACUUUUCCUCAGGGAUACAUGGGCCUGCAGGUCCCAAUUCAUAUGUAGUCCCCUGCUCAGCACUGGAGAAUCAGCUCACUGCUCUCUAGAAAUGUUGCAUUGGUGAACGGACCAUGCUUCGGUAGCUCUGACCUGGGCAGCUUGGACCUGGUCAUCCUCUACUGCCAUACCUUUCCCUGGGGGCCUACACACAGAACAGGGAGGUGGACAACCACUUUAAAGACCCAUCAAAUGCAGUUUCUGCUUGACUGACUGGGCCUGCAGCUCCCUUCUCCUGGGACUUAAGAGACGGCCAGAUUUGAGGCUCCUCUACUCAUCCAACUCCCUCUUCACUGGUAUUCCCAAUCAAAGAACCUCAAAAUUUAAACUGAUAUGGAUGGGAAUAUGGGAAUUGGGGUGGGGGUGGGGGAUGAAGGGAAGAAAUCACUGUGCUUCGUUCAGCCUGACAUAAAAGGAUGGUUGGUGUUUUUCCUGCAUUGUAUCUUUUCUUACUGUUUCUUUAAUAAAUGGGACGAGAGGGC